UACGGGCAUUUUGGGCAUUGAUUGUGAUGGAGUCUUCACCGUUUCAAAUUAGGGGAUGCUGACACUACUCCCGAAUUGGUCUACUGGCCGUCACGCUUGACAUCCCCCAAAACCGACCAUGAUCGCCCCGUUGCCGCUACAAGAUCCAACCCCGCCAUCGUUCGCUACCAGCCAUGUUGAUGAUAUGUACUCCGUACGUAUGUCAGAAACAGGACUGAGGUUGGUAACUAUUCAUUAUCUUGUCGUGGCCGCUGAUUCGAUGGAUGGAGAUGACUAUGUACCGUUAGUAGCCAGUUCCUGUCAAUCAGCAAUAUUAAGCAGCCAAGUUACUCCACCGCUUUCCAAGCAGAUAACCAGAAUCAACCCUUGGGCUCGAGCUCAUUCUGAGUAGUGGACUGCGUUGUUAAUGCGUCACCCCCGACUGUAGUCAAGAUGCGAUGGCGUGGCGAUCCGCUGGUUACAUAUUGUACUAACCAGCGAACAGAGAUCCAUAGUUCCAGACAACGACACUGCUGUAUGUACACAGCAUU
Molecule: messenger RNA, 530 nt
Organism: Truncatella angustata
Lineage: Eukaryota; Fungi; Ascomycota; Sordariomycetes; Amphisphaeriales; Sporocadaceae
Exons: 1
Coding region: 119-391 (90 amino acids)
Source: RefSeq, a predicted model, not a curated record